CACCCGCCAACCUUCGCCCAACCCUCGCGCCAUCGCGUUGACCGUGUAUCACCUUGCAACUCACCACACCUGGACUGACGUCAAACAGAUCUCGCGUCGAAACACUUGGAAGCAGAGAGACUGCCUGGAAGUACCAUGUCACAAUACUACCCCCCUCCGCCGGGGGUGGACCGACGCAAGAACGCGUCGCGCAACUUUCCCCCACACCCACCUCCCAGCGAUGGAUAUGGCUUCGGCGACAGUUAUCGACCUCCUCCGCCACCUCCUCCCCCAUCCUACAACGCCCCACCUCCUCCCCCAUCAAACUACGAUUCCUACGCCCCUUCCAGUCACCGCGCCGACCAAGGAGCCCGUUAUUCCCGCAACGAUCGCUACGAGCCCUCGCGCCGUACUGAUGACCACCCGCUCCCUCCAAGACCCUCAGGCGACUCGUAUCCACCCCCCUUCCGCGGCUCUGACUCAUUCCGUGUCCCUCAGGGUGGCUUUGACUUUCGCUCGGAGAAACCCAGAGGCGUAGGUGAUUCGUACACCAGCUAUCGCCCCGACGAGGCCAGGUCUCGAACAGACCCGCCUCGUGGUCCCCCACGAGCUCCUCGUGGCGAUCGGCAAUCAUACAGACCAUACCGUCCAAACGGUCACUCAGGGCGCGGUGGUCACGCCCCGCGGCGACCUUGGAAGCCUUUUGUAGCAGCUGAACGUGCCAUCCUGCACACGACCGACAACCACAAGCCCACAGAAGACUUCGCAGACGCGCAGAAUGGUGUAACUUACAGGGCCCUCGAUCAGCUCUCAGAUAGUGACGAGGCUGACAUGGAUAUUUCGGAUGACGAGAACGACUCUGCGCAGCCGACUGCCAAGCGGGCACGCACGUCUGCCAACUCGGCCUCGGCUGAUGAAGCCCCCAAGUGGUCCAACCCAGACCCUUACACUGCUCUGCCUCCUGAGCAGGAUCAGGACAAGAAGAAGAAGGACGUUGUUCAAUUGAUCCGCAAGGCUCGUGUUGAACCUGCCAAGGGCACUAGGACUUCGCUUCUUGCGGACGAUGAAGACUUCAUUCGGUGCGACUCCGGGAGUGAGGACGACGGGGACGAAGAGGAGUUUAUCGAUCCCCUGACAUACAGCCGUCAGCGUGCAAGCAGUCAAGAAGCACCCCAGUCCACAGCCGCCGCGCAGGCUGCGCCAGCCUCCAGCUCGGUAUCCGGCAAAGCCUCCGCGGCUCCGGCUGCCAGCAAGACACGGAAGCGGGUUGACUUUGACAUGGACAUGCCGAAUUCGUCAGAUCUGGGCUCUCGCAAGCGCACGCAUGAUGACGUGUUGAAAUUGCCAACCCAUUCACAGCUCAAAUCGGCCCCCAAGAGACCUAGUGGGGGCUCUAUCGUUUCCGAUUGGCGACUCAAGAAAGGCGAGAAUCACUCGCCAUGGGUCACGGCGGCAAACCCGGCUGUUCAGGUCAAUGUCAGGUUUCACAUGGAAAUCAACGACUUCUAUGAUCUGGUGAGACCACGUGAGUUCGAAGACCGUCUUCGUGGCAACCUCGUCGACGAGUUGAAUCGCAUCAUCGAGAAGAACGGAAGUUGGGGAGGCCGUAAGCUGCACGCCUUUGGGUCCUUCAUGUCUGGUCUGUACUUGCCAACUGGUGACAUGGACCUUGUCUUGUGCUCCGACGCACUCCUCUCUGGAGGACAUAGCCUUCCCAUGGGCAUAAACGCGCUGAAGCAGUUCAAGAACUACCUUCGUAGCAACCGUGUGGCAGUCCACAACCAUUUCGAGAUGAUCCUGAAAGCAAGGGUUCCCUUGGUCAAGUAUGUGGACAGCACCACUGGGCUGAAGGUGGACAUCUCCUUUGAAAACCCCAGCGGUGUCGUUGCUAUCCAGACAUUCAAGGCGUGGAGAGAGCAGUACCCUGCCAUGCCCAUUCUUGUGACCAUCAUCAAGCAGUUCUUGCUGAUGCGUGGCCUCAACGAACCGGUGAAUGGUGGUAUCGGGGGCUUUUCUGUUAUUUGCAUGGUUGUCAGCAUGCUUCAGAUGAUGCCCCAGGUCCAGAGUGGUGACAUGGUGCCGGAACGCAAUCUUGGUUCUUUGCUCAUGCAUUUCUUCGACCUCUACGGCAACAGGUUCAAUUACAAGAUCACGGCUCUCAGGCUCAAUCCGCCUGGCUAUGUGAACAAGAACCAAGUCACUGCGUUCACCUACAGGAAUCCCAACCGCUUGUCCAUCAUCGACCCCAACAACUCCGCAAAUGAUAUCUCGGGCGGUUCACAGAACUACCCUCAGAUCAAGGCCUGCUUCGCUGAAGCGCACAAGCUCUUGCAAGAGAGGGUCGAGCGGAUCGCACGAGGCGAAAAGCAUGACAGCAUCCUCGAGACCAUCCUUGGCGGUAACUACGCCCAGUUCCGGGAGCAACGCAAUUACUUGCGCAAAGUGCAUCUUAAGGUCUUCGGCUACUGCGACGAUCGGCCGCUCAGAUCCAGCCGAAUCGGUACAGGAAUAGGAACGAUAGAGUGGCGUUCACGGUAUUCGGCGUUGGAGAGGCAUUCCGGUCCUUCGAAAACUUCUCGGACAAGAUCCCACGUCUUCUAUGAUCUUUGGUCGCGGCGUUUACGGUCACGGCGGCAAAUUACGUUUACGGGAUACCCUGCAGCAGCUAGAAUGCUGUCUGCCAAUAUUCAGCAGCCAAGGUGCUGCUGGAUUGCUGUUUUGUCUGCGGUUCUUAUCCCUUUCCCAAAAGACACUGCGUCUUGA
This is a messenger RNA of Diaporthe batatas, 2742 nucleotides long. RefSeq lists its product as uncharacterized. Gene Ontology annotation, biological process: RNA 3'-end processing. The coding region runs from base 136 to 2742 and encodes 868 amino acids. The transcript has 4 exons. Gene Ontology annotation, cellular component: TRAMP complex; nucleolus. Gene Ontology annotation, molecular function: poly(A) RNA polymerase activity; mRNA binding. The record is from RefSeq and is a predicted model, not a curated record. NCBI's taxonomy places the organism in Eukaryota, Fungi, Ascomycota, Sordariomycetes, Diaporthales, Diaporthaceae.